Drosophila ananassae is the source of this 1176-nucleotide messenger RNA. RefSeq names its product PI-actitoxin-Afv2a. Gene Ontology annotation, molecular function: serine-type endopeptidase inhibitor activity. The transcript has 3 exons. The record is from RefSeq and is a predicted model, not a curated record. The coding region runs from base 718 to 948 and encodes 76 amino acids. NCBI's taxonomy places the organism in Eukaryota, Metazoa, Arthropoda, Insecta, Diptera, Drosophilidae.
UGGCAUUGGAGGCAGUAACAUAUCUUCCCGCGUUAAAUUGCUUAAUGAAUAUAAAACGCCACUUAAUAGGGCAUUAAACAUGGGGCUUUAAUCGGACAUAUUAAUUCUCCUAUAAAAGGUUGUUAAUAUUCGUACCCCUUGCAUUUAUCGACUUACAAGUUAUCGCACAUAAAUCAUGCUCUUCAAGUGGCUAUAUCUGUGCCUGAUCUUAAGUCUUUUUCCGACUUACAUUGACUGCCGUCAAGCUCGUUGUCUAAUGAAUCGAAACAAUGGAGUGGGGCCUAUCCUUAGGACUCGUUUCUAUUUCGACAGGAAUGGAAAAACUUGCAGACAAUAUACAUACCGGGCCAGGAGAUAUAAUGAAAAUAUUAUGAGUGGAAAUACGUUUGCAACAAGAUUUCAAUGCAGAAAAGCUUGUAGAGUUUAAAUAAUAAUAAAAUUAUCCUUUUUAAAGGGUAUUCCGUGUAUUUUCGUUUUCUGACCGUUUCCACAGAUGCAAUAAUUGUGGUUAUUAUAUUUGUUCAACCAUAAAAAUAAGCAAGCCUUUUCGAAAAGUGUUUAUGAACUUGACUUUAGUAAAGAUAAUAUGAUUAAAAAUAGCCAGCUAUGGAAAUAAAACCAAUAUACAUAUUUGUUUUACACCACCUGAUUUAAUAAAUUCAGUGGUAUAAAAGCCCUGUAACGAAAUUUUUAAAAGUUAAUUUCGAUUGUUCCAUCAUGAAAAUUUUAUAUUGUCUUAUUGUGUUGGUGAUUGGCGUGCAUUAUAGUGAGCAGACUCAAGUGAGAUGUCUUCAGCCUUUGGAACGGGGCAAUGGAAAAGCCUACAUCCCGAGAUGGUUCUACAAUUCCACGUCGCAAAAGUGCCAGAGAUUCAUAUUCUUGGGCGGAGUACAAAAUAGUAACAAUUUUGAGACUAAGGCUCAGUGCCAAAAAGUUUGCAAAGCAUAGAAUGGAAGGAUUUAAAGUCUUCAAAAAAUUGAAGAUCUAUCAUGAAAAUAAAGUAAACUACUCAAAUGUACUCUAAAAAUAAUAUCUGGGAAAUAAUAGUUAAAAUGUCAUCUCAAAAGUAGAUAGUCAUUCUUAUAAUAACAAGACCAACAAAAUUAGUUAAGAUUUGAAUCUUAUUUAUAAUGUAGAAAAUAAUAAAUGAGACUUAAAUAAGCGGAGGCCCGUCAA